Symbiodinium sp. CCMP2592 is the source of this 1305-nucleotide messenger RNA. The record is from the annotation of a GenBank genome assembly. NCBI's taxonomy places the organism in Eukaryota, Dinophyceae, Suessiales, Symbiodiniaceae.
GUGGGGCUCCUGGCGCUGGGCACGCACCCGACACUGACUCUGGAGGCCGUCACAAUGCUGCGCGACUUUGCCUUCGGUGCUGCUGCCGUCAAGGUUCGCCGCACUCUCGGCAUCACGUACAAAUGCGCCGUCUUCCCAGACAUGUGCAGCGAAGGCUCGGAGAAUCUCGAGGAUCCCCUGGCCGCCCUCAUCGGGCGCUUCGAGUCGCCGCCACCUUAUGAGCGCUACACCUUGCAGGUCAUCUCAGAGGCCGUCUCGGACAUCGCUGCACACCUUCUGGGGUCCAUGGCCAUCGAUGCUAUUGUGUGCACCAGCCCUUUCGUCGUGUCCGUUCCGGUGGAAGAGCCCCAGGAGACGGUCCGCGCCUCCGCAGCAAGCGACCCGUGGCCGCUGGCGACGUGGUCGGACUCUGACAAUGUCGGAUCCUCCAAGCUGUUUUCCUUGCACGCAUCCACUCUGCUGCAUGCCCUGGAGUUCCUUGCCCUCCCAGAGAUCGGUCACUCCUUGGCAUCGGUUUGUCGGUUCCUCCAAGGGCUCCGUGGCUCCUGGCCGCCCUGGAAGCGCUUUGCGGAGGCGCUGCGGCCGACGAGGAUUCGCCUGCCGUCGCUGCACUCCCGAAGACUCGAGGAGCUCGGAGACUUGGCAGAGGAUCUCCAGAGAGCUACGAAGAGCUUCAAAGGAAACCAAACGAUCCCCCCGGAUCCCCACACCUUCAGCUACAGCGAGCUCCCAUUGCCACGUGUGGUUUGGUCUCUGCACAGCGAAGGCCUCUCCCAGUGGCGGAGGGUCUGCUCCUCGCUGGUGGAUGCAGAGUUUGCAAUACUUCCUCCAUGGGAUCGAGCUCCAAGACGGAGCUUUCUCCCACGAAAGGUUCAGAUGCACCUUGGUGUGAGCCUGUGGCUGCCGCCAGAAGAGGUCGGCGAUCCAAGGGACUCUUUUCCUAUGCUUAAACUGAGGAUGGCACUGGCAGAACCCCAGCACUUCGAAGCCCUGGCCGAGCGUCACCCGCAGCAGCCUCCAUGCAUAUCAGCGAAAUGCGAUGCCGUGCUUUUGAGGCUUCCGAGCCUGGGUCGCGAGGCCACGCUGGAGGAGUGGAACUGCCAAGCGUUCUGCUUCGGCCAGGCAGGCUACCACCACUCUGGCUAUGGAGCCCUGGAUGGGUACAGGUACGAGACCGCAACUCGUGCGAAGAAGCGAUGGCGCCCUCCAGACCUCUGCUUCGCGCGGGCCGGCGAGGAGCGCUCCUCGGCGAGUCUGCACCUGUUACUCCGAAGUCGCCGUUGCUUUGAGGGGCUGUUCGAGUGA